This is a messenger RNA of Striga hermonthica, 343 nucleotides long. The record is from the annotation of a GenBank genome assembly. NCBI's taxonomy places the organism in Eukaryota, Viridiplantae, Streptophyta, Magnoliopsida, Lamiales, Orobanchaceae.
AAAGGUUGAGAGUGCUAAUGCUCAAUAAUAUCCCCAAUGAUAUUCGAUGGUUGAUUGAAGCAAAAGUUCGAGUAUUUGGAGAGUUUCCCAACGCAUAUAAAUAUAUGACAGGUAUGGGUAGAAGUACUUUUGCCAAGAAACGAAGAGCAAAAAGAAUAGACGGCUUCUAUAAAUGUGCUCGUUGGAACUGUGACACACGUUGUACUUCUUUAGCAUUUGUGUCUAAUAAUCGAGAAGAUAAAAUAGCUUUCAUAAAUAAUGGAUUGAAUAAGGAAUCUCUGGAUCAAACCCUUCAACAAAUUCUUGAGGCACAUCCCAGUGGAUAUGUGCAUCGAGAGCUUAU